Paramuricea clavata is the source of this 2370-nucleotide messenger RNA. The record is from the annotation of a GenBank genome assembly. NCBI's taxonomy places the organism in Eukaryota, Metazoa, Cnidaria, Anthozoa, Malacalcyonacea, Plexauridae.
AAAUUGAUCCUUGCAAAUUCUCCAAUGGUCUGUGUGGAAAAAAUGCAGUGUGUAAUAAAACAGGACCUGGACAACAUGAAUGCGUCUGUCACCAAGGUUACAGAGGAGAUGGCGUGGUCUGUACAGGUAAUAAAUUGUUUUAUUUGAUCGUGGUGAUAUAUCUGUAUAAUCUCCAGGUAAACUCUUGUGUAGUACAUGUGUAUUCAAUCAUUUGAGCUCAACUUCUUCACAAUUUUACGUACUGCACUAAUUAAUAUACAACUUACAGACUUCGUCCUUUAAAGGAUACUAAAUUUCUGAGUGGACUUCUCGUUAAAUAAUACCCAGGGCCGUCACUAUAGGGGGGGGGGGGGGCAACCUCGUACCCAGGGCUUUUGCGCGGUUCGGAGACUUUGGUGUUGGAACUAUACCAGAGCCUCUGAACCGCGCAAAGGCCCUUGGGAACGAGUUUGAGGGGGAGUCGGGUUAAUUAUCUUUAAGCCAUGUUUCCCAGAGUGGGCAAAUACUAGGAAACAUUAGUGAGAAACAUAGGGAAACAUCAAAUGUUUCUGAAUUUGCUAGGCAACAUUUUUGCUUCUCGGGAAGCAAAUUUUGUUUCCGCAACAAUGUUUCCACGGGUGGGCAAACAGGGAAACAUUUGAGGAAACAUCGAGAAUCACAAAUGUUUCCACAACAAUGUUUCCUAGUUAUCCCUGGGCUUUAGCUUUGAUUUUCUCGGCUUAGACAACGUUGAUUUUAAAAAUUACUUCGCCAGUGAACUCAUAAGAUGGGUCAUUUUCAGUUACAGGUAAACUACGUGAAGCGUUCCUCUUUUAAGUUCCUAACUUGAUUGCAAUUUUCCUCAUUACUUUAGCAAAUUUGAAAAACUCCCUUGCAAAUCCCUUGAGGGAAUUUGCAAUGUUCUAAGAGCCAAAUAAAUUUUCCUCAGUUCCUGUUAGAAGUUCUUAACUUCCUGUUACAAGUUCCUAACUUCCUGUUCUGUUCUGCGCGUUGUAAUUGGCUAACAAAAAUAAUCCGCCAAUGAUAACGCUCAGAACAGAACAGGAAGUUAGGAAAUGAAAACAGGAAGUUAGGAAAAUUUGAAAGGAACUUUCUUUGCGUUGGAAUAUUGCAACGGCCGACAGGAAAAUUGCAAAUUCCCUCAAGGAUUUGCAAAGAGUUUUUCAAAUUUUCAAAGCUGAUUAUGAAAAUUCAAAAUGAGUUAGGAACUCAAAAGAGGAACGCUUCACGUAGUUUACCUGUAAGCCAUUUAAAACACUCUCAGUCUGUGUUUUAUCAGAUAUAAUGCACUCGUGUUUAUAAUGCGCUCUCGUGUUUUAUAUCUGAUAAAGCAUUCCUCCUCGUGUUUGAAAUAGUACAUAAAAGGUGUCGUUAAUCGUUAAAUCAUGACAAAAGUUUGUCCUCGUUAAAUAAUGCAAUCAAAGAAAUGAAAUAAUUGUGAAGGGAAUUUCCCAGUGGCAUAACGCUCAUUGGGUAGGGUUAGUUCAAAAACUAAGGGCCCUCAACAGUUAAACCUUGGGCAAACUAGGAAACAUUGUUGCGGAAACAUUGUGAUUCGCCAUGUUUCCACAAGUGUUUCUGUGUUUUGCCCACCCGUGGAAACAUCGUUGCAGAAACACAAUUUGCUUCCCGAGAAGCAGAAAUGUUUCCUAUCAAAUUCAGAAAUAUUUCGUGUUUCCCAAGUGCGAUUUUUGUUGCCGAAACAUUGUUUCCUAGUGUUUGUCCACCUUGGGAAACAUGGCGAAACAUUGGCAGGAAACAAUGUUUCCGCAACAAUGUUUCCUAGUUUGCCCAUGAAGGGCUUUAGGAGCCCCCAUCAGCCACGUCCUAUCUCCCAGAAAAUUAGAAAACAUAAAGAAUGCAGGUUAAGAAUCAAUGGGAAAUACAAAAUUAAUAAUGCUAAAUAAUAAAGCCUCCAUCGACAACGGUAGUGAUUUUUUUAUUCCACCUCAAAUAAAACAAAAGUUAUUCUUGGUAGUUGUUACAUGUGUUGGGGACUGUUAUUGUUAUACACAUGGAAUUUUCCAGAACAUUCUAUAAUUAUUCAGUAUAAAUAUAACCUCUCAGUCAAACAAUGACAACAGUCAACAGGGGCCCCCACACCAAAUAUGCCCAAGGGCCCCUCUUCCCCCGUUACGUCACUGAAGGCAUGACAUUUUAUUGUUAUUUUAUUUAGCAAUUGAUCCUUGUCAAACAAAUAAUGGAAACUGUCCGAAUAACACACAAUGUAAUUAUACAGGGCCAGGAAAGGUAUGUUUAUACAUUAUAAAACGUCGUCAAUGUAGCGUUCUAGAGAGUUUAAGCUUCGCGUUAUACGUUAAACGCCAGCCAAGAAAAAUGUUACGGUAUCGGGCAAUACAGAGUAAAUGA